AGGACAGACAGAUGAGGGAAGAUAUUUCUCAUUUUUAGUUCUGAAUGAUUUGUUCAUCCUGCUCUGGUGCUCCACAGAGUUUAAGAUGUCUUAAAGUGAGCAUGAGUUUCCCGCUCUAAGGAUUAUAUGUAGGACUGACAGAGCUUAGGAUCUGAACUCAGCAGGAUCUUGACAAAUGUCAUGAAGUGAUUGACAACUCCAUAGACAUGGACAGGCUGAAUCAGAACGUUCCAGAACACGGUCAUCUGACUCAUCGGGUCUUACAGAACACAUCGCUGGACCUGAUUGAAACAGGCAAGACUCUCAAAGUCCAGGCAGAACGGCCCCAUCUCGUCAGCUUGGGAAGUGGCCGUCUGAGUACGGCUAUAACUCUGCUGCCCCUGCCAGAGGGGAAGACUACACUCGGCCAUGGGAACACAGACAUUAAUAUUCAGGGUCCCGGUGUCACUGCUCAGCAUUGCUACAUUGAAAAUGUGGGGGGAGCCAUUACCCUGUACCCCUGUGGAAAUCAGUGCUCAUUGGAUGGCUUAGCAGUUACCAAACCUGUCAGACUCACACAAGGGUGUAUGCUGUGUUUUGGUCAGUCAGCCUUUUUCCGCUUUAACCACCCAGAGGAGGCCCUCAGGAUGAAGAGUUUGAUGCCAGGGGGAAGCCCUGGAUUUACCAGUACCUACAAGAACCACUCAGAAACCCAUGGGCAGCUCAAUGGAAACUAUCCUCCUGUGAACGAACAAUCUCGUCCUGGACAUGGCACUCUUGUGCGCUCCAUUGAAAAGGACCUUCAGGACAUUAUGAAUUCUCUGUCUAUGGAUGAAGGCCAGACUUCCUCAUCUGAGCACUGUAAAAAAGCCCACCAGUCUGCCAUGCUCAACGGGGGUGGCCAAAGUCUUGUCUCUCCUCCAAACAGUCCUGGUGCUUUGUCAGUAAGCUCCAUCUAUGAAAAUACCAGUCUUCCUUUCUCCCCCAUCUCCACCUCCUCUAGGGUUAGCAGUCCAGGGGCUUGUUUGGACUCCUCUAAUACCCGUUCCACCAGCUACACCCGCACCGUCCAGCCCCCGGUGCCACAACCACGCACUUUUGCAUCCAAGGCCAGCAGUUCCAAUGGGGAAAGUCCCAGGCUUCAAAAAGCCUUGACUGAAACCCCCUCAAGCCCUGCUACAAACCGUAGAGGUGAGAAUCCACACCUGGCCCAUGGUUCCUCCUCUUCGUCACUAUCAUUUGUAUCUGGAGAUUUAAGCAGACAGGUCAAUACCAGACUCACCUCCCCAUCCUCACCGGCAUCUUCUAGCCCUCGAUCCAGUGUUGGCUCAUCAGUCCAAGAAAAUUCUUCUAGUCUUCAGUCCCAUUCUCAUGCACUCCUUCCUCCAGACAGUCCCCAGUCGUCCCGCCGUGGUGUAGAAUUGUCCAGUAUGCGUCAGCUUCCUCCUCUCAGUCCCUCUCCAUCACGCAAAGGUGUCCUGGGGGUGCCUGUACUUCCUGGAGCUCUGCCUGGUGUUCCUUUAACGUCUCGUGGUCGGACUGUACCAGAGAGUCCUCGUCUCCAACGACGAACCACAGCAGAGGAUGAAGCAGGAAAUAUGAGAUUGCACGGCAGAAGUCCAUCUCCUGUAUCAGCUCUUUUGAAGGACCAGCCUGGCGGAAAGCAGAACGGUGUUCUCAAUCCAGCUUUUGGUUCUCAGACAGGGGCAUCUCCUCUCACUAGUCCCCGUAACCAGAGAAAGAACUCAAGGGAGCCUCGGCAGGUCCAGACACGCACACGGGAACGCAAGAACAGCAUUUCAGAGGUCAGCGACAAAGAGGAAGACCUCCUGGAGUACCAUCGCUGGCAGAGAGAGGAAAGGAUGCGUGAGCAGGAAAUGGAGAGGCUGGAGAGGCAGAGGCUUGAGACCAUCCUGCAUUUGUGUGCCGAGUAUAAUAAGAGUGAUCCUCCGGUUGGCUUGGACGCUGGGAGGGCGUGUCAGUUCCCGGGUAUGGAGGAGGUCUCUGUUCGACGACCCGGUCCUGUCCCGGCGACUGUGCCGGCCCAGAGCUCUCAGAGACAGCGAGAGAAUGAGGAGGAGAACCUGAAAGAGGAGUGUAGCAGCACUGAAAGCCAGCACCAGGAGCAUGAAGAUUCCUCAGUGCUGGGGCAGCAGGAGAGAGCAUAUCUGGAGGAAGAGCGGCUCAGGGUUCUGGCUCGGGUGGACGAGCUGAAGACUCGUGUCACUGACCUGGAACAGCAGAUACAGGAGUCCAGACAGGAGGCUGAGAUGGAGAGAGCAUUACUACAGGGAGAACGGAGGGCAGAGCUUGAUCAAGUGGAGACAGAGUUGGAGAUCAUCAAUCAACUUCAGCUGAAACUGAAUGAAGUGGAAAAUGCAACUCAGAAGGAGAAAGAGACGGAGAGAGCAAAAGUCUCAGCUGAGCGGGAUGUCCUGGCCAGACUGAGGGAUUCGUACAGUGAGCUGAAGGGCCAGCUUCAUAAAUGCCCAGAAUCACUGAGGGAGCACUUACAGGAACAACUGACCAGGAAGGUGGAGGCUCUGGAGUCGGCCACUAAGCGCUUUGAGGAUUUGGAGUUCCGCCAGUUGGAGCGAGAGAGUGGCAUUGAGGAGGAGAAGGAGACAGUCAGCAGGCAGCUGUUGCAAGAGAAAGCAGAGUAUCACCGGAGUGUGGCCAAAAGGAAGGAGAAAAUGGCAGCUCUGGAGAUCCAUGCUAACCAACUUGGACUUCAGGCAGCUCAGGAUUGUGAAAGGAUGGCCAAAGAUAGAACACUGGGCCUGCAGAUGCUCCACAAGGAAAAGGAGAGACUGUCUGCCCUAGAGAAGAGAUACCAGAGCCUAACUGGUGGAAAGACUUUCUCCAAGCCAAGCAGCACAAAGGAGGAAGUGCUCUACAUCAAUGAACCUGACUUUUUUGAUGAGCUCCCUUCCCAGAAUUCUCUGCUCCCUUCUUCUUGUUGUCAAAGAUCCACCACUCAGACAUAUUCUAACAGGCAACAGGAGGAGUACCUCAAACUCUCUGAUGUAUAUAAGAUGUAUGGGAACGGAUGUGUCCCUGCCCAAACUGCUUUCCCUAACGCGCUCUGUCUACCACUGGCUGUAACAUCAGACACACCUCGUGAGGAGUAUGUGACAGUCGGUCAGUUAAACCAGCUGUUCGGGAUGCCUAAAGUUGACCCCUCCCCCACAUCUUCCAUCCAAUCAUUCCAAGCUAUUGUCGCUGAUCCUGUCCACUCCAGCCACACAUCCCAGUGUGGCUCUUCCCAGUCACUUCCUGCUGAGACCCAGCCUGCAUGGAGUAGGCCUUCAAUCCCCAGGCUAGAUUCAGAGCGCUGGUACCAGGAAAUCAUGGCAGCUGGGGAGUCCAGUCAUGCCUGUCCUCCCCCUCUGCCUGCUAAGUGUCUCUCCUCACGUAAACCUAUGCAGAUCUGUAAGCAGGAUGGAGAGCUGGGACAGACCAAUGGUACCUUUACACCCCUGCCUUCCACGACCACAUCAGGCAGAAACACACCCACCAAAAGUCUCCCAGACCUAUCUCCUGCUUAUUUGGACUUAGACUCCAGGAGACAGUUAGAUCUACAGGGCAGAGGGCUCUAUACAUGUGAUGAUUCCAGAAUCAGGCCUACAGAUCCUAAACACAGCCAGUGGGGGGCACCACCUUCAGGAGUUCCCAUGGUACACCACUCCAUUCUCCACCACCAAGCACCCCCAGCAGGAGAGUCGACUUAUGACACUCUGAGUUUGGAGAGCUCCGACAGCGUGGAGACCAGCGUAUCUACCGGCAACAAUUCAGCCUGUUCACCUGAAAGCAAUGGGCUGGCAGGACUGAGGCUGGAGGAGAUGGAGAAGAUGUUGAAGGAGGCCCAGCAGGAGAAAGCCAGACUGGUGGAGAGUCGAGAGAGAGAGGUCCAGGCACGGAAGCAGCUGCUGGAGGCCGAGAGGAGGAGGCGAGAGGAGGUAGAGAGGAGGCUGAUGGAUGAGACCGCGCACAGGCAGAGACUUGUGGAGGAAGAGGUCAAGAUGAGAGAGAAACAGUGUUCUCAGGCUCGGCCAAUGACGCGCUACCUACCUAUUCGAAAAGAAGAGUUCGACCUGCGUUCCCAUGUGGAGUCAUCAGGCCACUGCGUGGACACAUGUCCGUUUGUCAUUGUUACAGAGAAAAUGUGCAAGGGCCAUCUUGUGAAGAUGGGCGGCAAGAUCAAAUCCUGGAAAAAACGCUGGUUUGUCUUUGAUCGGCUUAAAAGGACCUUCUCUUAUUACAUAGAUAAACACGAGACCAAACUGAAGGGUGUCAUCUACUUCCAAGCCAUAGAGGAGGUGUAUUACGAUCACCUGCGCAGCGCAACUAAGAGUCCAAAUCCUUCGCUAACCUUCUGCGUGAAGACUCACGAUCGACUUUAUUUCAUGGUGGCACCGUCUCCAGAGGCCAUGCGAAUUUGGAUGGACGUCAUAGUAACGGGUGCCGAGGGCUACACGCAGUUUAUGACCUGAGGGAAAGAGGAUGCAAUCCUCCCUGCAGUGAUCUGAGAUUUACCAGGAUAUGUAACAUAUGCAGAAUUAUGUCAAAACUUUCAGCCAGCACUGACUGACUUCUUUGUCAUCAUGACUAGGAAGAGAACUGAAUUCAGGCCGGCCUGAUGACGAUAACAUAUUAUUGUGCAAAUAAUGCUCAAAAUUUAUGUUACUAAAAAUAGAAGCUGAAUAUAUAUAUAUAUAUAUAUAUAUAUCUUCAGAUAUA
Molecule: messenger RNA, 4719 nt
Organism: Pimephales promelas (fathead minnow)
Lineage: Eukaryota; Metazoa; Chordata; Actinopteri; Cypriniformes; Leuciscidae
Gene: phldb1a
Product: pleckstrin homology-like domain, family B, member 1a
Biological process (GO): regulation of microtubule cytoskeleton organization
Cellular component (GO): basal cortex
Molecular function (GO): protein binding
Source: RefSeq, a predicted model, not a curated record